AUGAAGAUUGCCAGGUGGCUUCUGGGAUCGGCCGUUCCAUCACACUUGUCUAAGCUAAGUAGCUUAAACUUGGUUGGGAAGGUUUCUGCUAAAAUUUCUUCCAAAAGAUGCGAGGCACCAUUUAAGCUGAAAUCUCCUCUUAUUCCUUUUAGAGGGUGGCCAACUGCACCAGAUGGACCAUAUGCUUGGGGAUAUUGCUUUGUGAGGGAACGAAGUCCUCCAUCAGAUUAUUGUUCUCCAAGUUCCACUUAUCCUUGUGCUCCUGGGAAGAAGUAUUAUGGUAGAGCUCCCAUUCAACUUUCAUGGAAUUACAAUUAUGGGCAGUGCGGUAAUGCCAUAGGCGUAGGCCUAUUGAACAAUCCAGAUCUAGCGGCGACAGAUCCAGUCAUUUCCUUCAAGACAGCAAUCUGGUUCUGGAUGACUCCACAAUCUCCAAAGCCCUCCUGCCACAAUGUCAUCAUCGGAAAAUGGUCACCCACCCCUGCUGAUUCGGCGGCAGGAAGAGUUCCAGGUUAUGGCGUGAUAACAAACAUCAUCAAUGGUGGAAUUGAAUGUGGUAAAGGCCCAAAUGACCAGGUUAAAGAUCGCAUUGGAUUUUAUAAGAGAUAUUGUGAUAUACUUGGAGUUAGCUAUGGCAGCAAUCUUGAUUGCCACAACCAAAGGCCGUUUGGAAAUGGGCUUUUGAACUUGGUAAAUUCUAUGUAAUCAGUUGUUUCCAUGUAAUAUUGGAAAGAAUAAACUAAAUAAAA
Manihot esculenta (cassava) is the source of this 749-nucleotide messenger RNA. Its product is annotated as endochitinase 1. Gene Ontology annotation, biological process: chitin catabolic process; cell wall macromolecule catabolic process; defense response to fungus. The coding region runs from base 1 to 705 and encodes 234 amino acids. Lineage: Eukaryota; Viridiplantae; Streptophyta; Magnoliopsida; Malpighiales; Euphorbiaceae. The record is from RefSeq and is a predicted model, not a curated record. Gene Ontology annotation, molecular function: chitinase activity. The transcript has 3 exons.